GUGCAUCAUUGCCGUAUCCUCAAAAUAACACCAGAGUGAGUGAGGAAGUCACUUUUGGUGAAUUAAACUCCUCCGUCCUCGCUGGGAGGAGCUGAGACGUGAGUGAGGGAGGCGAGGAGCCAUGUUAGCCAAAUGGAAAGCAGCCAGUAUCCCUUUAAAACUGCUCCUCUACCUGGAAUGAAUCAGCGCUUGAUAAGCCCUCCCUCUUCUUCCUGCUCUCAAACACAACAAGCUCCACUCUGUGCUCAUAUUUCCUUGUUCCCUCCCCUUCAGAUCUACAGUUUGCAGAUGGGUGUAACCAACAUGUAACGUAGUACAAGAGCUGUCAAACUUGUUUCACCUGUCAGGAAGUGAAACUCAGACAGUCGUUGCCGCGUGAGAGCUGAAAUGGCGCAGAAAGGAGAUCAGCUGGACCGAGAAACCUUCUCUUGUUCCAUCUGUCUGGAUCUACUGAAGGAUCCAGUGACUAUUCCCUGUGGACACAGCUACUGCAUGAGCUGUAUUAAAGGCUUCUGGGAUGAAGAGAAUCAGAAGAAGACCUACAGCUGCCCUCAGUGCAGACAGACCUUCACACCGAGGCCUGUCCUGGUGAAAAGCACCAUGUUAGCAGCUUUAGUGGAGCAGCUGAAGAAAACUGAACUCCAAGCUGCUCCUGCUGAUCACUGCUAUGCUGGACCUGAAGAUGUGGCCUGUGAUGUCUGCACUGGGAGGAAACGGAAAGCCCUCAAGUCCUGUCUGGUGUGUCUGGCCUCUUACUGUGAGAAUCACCUCCAACGUCACUAUGAUGUUGCUCCAUUAAAGAAACACAAGCUGGUCGACCCCUCGGAGAAGCUCCAGGAGAACAUCUGCUCUCGUCAUGAUGAGGUGAUGAAGAUAUUCUGCCGUACUGAUCAGCAGAGUAUCUGUUAUCUCUGCACUAUGGAUGAACAUAAAGGCCACGACACAGUCUCAGCUGCAGCAGAAAGGACUGAGAGGCAGAGAGAGCUCGAGGUGAGUCGACAAAACAUCCAGCAGAGAAUCCAGGACAGAGAGAAAGAUGUGAAGCUGCUUCAACAGGAGGUGGAGGCCGUCAGUCGCUCUGCUGAUAAAGCAGUGGAGGACAGUGAGAAGAUCUUCACUGAGCUGAUCCGUCUCAUCCAGAAAAGAAGCUCUGAUGUGAAGCAGCAGAUCAGAUCCCAGCAGGAAACUGAAGUGAGUCGAGUCAAAGAGCUUCAGGAGAAGCUGGAGCAGGAGAUCACUGAGCUGAAGAGGAAAGACGCUGAACUGAAGCAGCUCACACACACAGAGGAUCACAACCAGUUUCUACACAACUACCCCUCACUGUCACAACUCAGUGCAUCUACAGACUCAUCCAGCAUCAAUAUCCGUCCACUGAGAUACUUUGAGGAUGUGACAGCAGCUGUGUCAGAGCUCAGAGAUCAACUACAGGACAUCCUGAUGGAGAAAUGGACAAACAUCUCACUGGCAGUGACUGAAGUGGACGUUUUACUGUCAGAAGCAGAACCCAAGACCAGAGCGGGAUUCUUAAAAUAUAAACAAGAAAUCACACUGGAUCCAAACACAGCACACACAUGGCUGUUAUUAUCUGAGGGGAACAGAAAAGCAACAUUCAUGAGACAACAACAGUCUUAUUCUAGUCACCCAGACAGAUUCACUGUAUGGCGUCAGGUCCUGAGUAGAGAGAGUCUGACUGGACGUUCUUACUGGGAGGUGGAGUGGAGAGGGAGAGGAGUUUAUGUAGCAGUCGCAUACAAGAAUAUCAGCAGAGUAGGCGACUCAGAUGAAUGUGGAUUUGGAUUUAAUGACAAAUCUUGGAUGUUAAAUUGUCACACUGACAGUUAUACAUUUCUGUUCAACAGUAUCUCAACUCCCGUCUCAGGUCCUGGUUCCUCCAGAGUAGGAGUGUACCUGGAUCACAGAGCAGGUAUUCUGUCCUUCUACAGCGUCUCUGAAACCAUGACUCUCCUCCACAGAGUCCAGACCACAUUCACUCAGCCUCUCUAUGCUGGACUUUGGCUUCAUGAUUAUGGAGACACAGCUGAGUUGUGUAAACUCAAAUACAGUCGUUGCCACGUGAGAGCUGAAAUGGCGCAGAAAGGAGAUCAGCUGGACCGAGAAACCUUCUCUUGUUCGAUCUGUCUGGAUCUACUGAAGGAUCCGGUGACUAUUCCCUGUGGACACAGCUACUGCAUGAGCUGUAUUAAAGACUUCUGGGAUGGAGAGGAUCAGAGGAAGAUCUACAGCUGCCCUCAGUGCAGACAGACCUUCGCACCGAGGCCUGUCCUGGUGAAAAACACCAUGUUAGCAGCUUUAGUGGAGCAGAUGACGAAAACUGAACUCCAAGCUGCUCCUCCUGAUCACUGCUAUGCUGGACCUGAAGAUGUGACCUGUGAUGUCUGCACUGGGAGGAAGCGGAAAGCCCUCAAGUCCUGUCUGGUGUGUCUGGCCUCUUACUGUGAGAAUCACCUCCAGCCUCAUUAUGAUGCAGCUCCAUUAAAGAAACACAAGCUGGUCGACCCCUCAGAGAAGCUCCAGGAGAACAUCUGCUCUCGUCAUGAUGAGGUGAUGAAGAUAUUCUGCCGUACUGAUCAGCAGAGUAUCUGUUAUCUCUGCACUAUGGAUGAACAUAAAGGCCACGACACAGUCUCAGCUGCAGCAGAAAGGACUGAGAGGCAGAGAGAGCUCGAGAUGAGUCGACAACAAAUCCAGCAGAGAAUCCAGGACAGAGAGAAAGAUGUGAAGCUGCUUCAACAGGAGGUGAAGGCCGUCAGUCGCUCUGCUGAUAAAGCAGUGGAGGACAGUGAGAAGAUCUUCACUGAGCUGAUCCGUCUCAUCCAGAAAAGAAGCUCUGAUGUGAAGCAGCAGAUCAGAUCCCAGCAGGAAACUGAAGUGAGUGGAGUCAAAGAGCUUCAGGAGAAGCUGGAGCAGGAGAUCACUGAGCUGAAGAGGAAAGACGCUGAACUGAAGCAGCUCUCACACACAGAGGAUCACAUCCAGUUUCUACAAAACUUCCCCUCACUGUCACAACUCAGUGCAUCUACAGACUCAUCCAGCAUCAAUAUCCGCCCUCUGAGAUACUUUGAGGAUGUGACAGCAGCUGUGUCAGAGCUCAGAGAUCAACUACAGGACAUCCUGAUGGAGAAAUGGACAAACAUCUCACGGGCAGUGACUGAAGCUUUACUGUCAGAAGCAGAACCCAAGACCAGAGCUGAGUUCUUAAAAUAUAAACAAGAAAUCACUCUGGAUCCAAACACAGCAUACACAUGUCUGUUAUUAUCUGAGGGGAACAGGAAAGCAACAUUCAUGAGUCAACAACAGUCUUAUUCUCGUCACCCAGACAGAUUCACUGUAUAUUAUCAGGUCCUGAGUAAAGAGAGUCUGACUGGACGUUGUUACUGGGAGGUGGAGUGGAGAGGGGUAGGAGUUCGUGUAGCAGUCGCAUACAAGAAUAUCAGCAGAGUAGGCGACUCAGAUGAAUGUGGAUUUGGAUUUAAUGACAAAUCUUGGAUGUUAAAUUGUCACACUGACAGUUAUACAUUUUGGUUCAACAGUAUCUCAACUCCCGUCUCAGGUCCUGGUUCCUCCAGAGUAGGAGUGUACCUGGAUCACAGAGCAGGUGUUUUGUCCUUCUACAGCGUCUCUGAAACCAUGACUCUCCUCCACAGAGUCCAGACCACAUUCACUCAGCCUCUCUAUGCUGGACUUGGGCUUUAUAAUUAUGGAGUCACAGCUGAGUUGUGUAUCAAAGUCCAAACUUGUUUCACCUGUCAGGAAGUGAAACUCAGACAGUCAUUGCCACUGAGAGCUGAAAUGGCGCAGAAAGGAGAUCAGCUGGACCGAGAAACAAUCAGCUGUUCGAUCUGUCUGGAUCUACUGAAGGAUCCGGUGACUAUUCCCUGUGGACACAGCUACUGCAUGAGCUGUAUUAAAGGCUACUGGGAUGGAGAGGAUCAGAGGAAGACCUACAGCUGCCCUCAGUGCAGACAGACCUUCGCACCGAGGCCUGUCCUGGUGAAAAGCACCAUGUUAGCAGCUUUAGUGGAGCAGCUGAAGAAGACUGGACUCCAAGCUGCUCCUGCUCAUCACUGCUAUGCUGGACCUGAAGAUGUGGCCUGUGAUGUCUGCACUGAGAGGAAGUUGAAAGCCCUCAAGUCCUGUCUGGUGUGUCUGGCCUCCUACUGUGAGAAACACCUCCAGCCUCAUUAUCAUGCAGCUCCAUUAAAGAAACACAAGCUGGUCGACCCCUUGGAGAAGCUCCAGGAGAACAUCUGCUCUCGUCAUGAUGAGGUGAUGAAGAUGUUCUGCCGUACUGAUCAGCAGAGUAUCUGUUAUCUCUGCUCUGUGGAUGAACAUAAAGGCCACGACACAGUCUCAGCUGCAGCAGAAAGGACUGAGAGGCAGAGAGAGCUCGAGGUGAGUCGACAAAACAUCCAGCAGAGAAUCCAGGACAGAGAGAAAGAUGUGAAGCUGCUUCAACAGGAGGUGAAGGCCGUCAGUCGCUCUGUUGAUAAAGCAGUGGAGGACAGUGAGAAGAUCUUCACUGAACUGAUCCAUCUCAUCCAGAAAAGAAGCUCUGAUGUGAAGCAGCAGAUCAGAUCCCAGCAGGAAACUGAAGUGAGUCGAGUCAAAGAGCUUCAGGAGAAGCUGGAGCAGGAGAUCACUGAGCUGAAGAGGAAAGACGCUGAACUGAAGCAGCUCUCACACACAGAGGAUCACAACCAGUUUCUACACAACUACCCCUCACUGUCACAACUCAGUGCAUCUACAGACUCAUCCAGCAUCAAUAUCCGUCCUCUGAGAUACUUUGAGGAUGUGACAGCAGCUGUGUCAGAGCUCAGAGAUAAACUACAGGACAUCCUGAGGGAGAAAUGGACAAACAUCUCAUUGGCAGUGACUGAAGUGGACGUUUUACUGUCAGAACCAGAACCCAAGACCAGAGCUGGAUUCUUAAAAUAUUCACGUGAAAUCACAUUGGAUCCAAACACAGCACACACACGUCUGUUAUUAUCUGAGGAGAACAGAAAAGCAACAUUCAUGAGACAACAACAGUCUUAUUCUAGUCACCCAGACAGAUUCACUGUAUGGUUUCAGGUCCUGAGUAGAGAGAGUCUGACUGGACGUUGUUACUGGGAGGUGGAGUGGAGAGGGGGAGGAGUUCAUGUAGCAGUCGCAUACAAGAAUAUCAGCAGAUCAGGAGACUCAGAUGAAUGUGGAUUUGGAUGUAAUGACAAAUCUUGGAUGUUAGAUUGUAACACUAACAGUUAUAGAUUUCUGUUCAACAGUAUCUCAACUCCCGUCUCAGGUCGUCGUUCCUCCAGAGUAGGAGUGUACCUGGAUCACAGAGCAGGUAUUCUGUCCUUCUACAGCGUCUCUGAAACCAUGACUCUCCUCCACAGAGUCCAGACCACAUUCACUCAGCCUCUCUAUGCUGGACUUUGGAUUUAUGAUUAUGGAGACACAGCUGAGUUGUGUAAACUCAAAUAGA
Molecule: messenger RNA, 5485 nt
Organism: Thunnus maccoyii (southern bluefin tuna)
Lineage: Eukaryota; Metazoa; Chordata; Actinopteri; Scombriformes; Scombridae
Exons: 3
Coding region: 388-5484 (1698 amino acids)
Molecular function (GO): zinc ion binding; protein binding
Source: RefSeq, a predicted model, not a curated record